Fonsecaea erecta is the source of this 681-nucleotide messenger RNA. RefSeq lists its product as hypothetical. The record is from RefSeq and is a predicted model, not a curated record. Lineage: Eukaryota; Fungi; Ascomycota; Eurotiomycetes; Chaetothyriales; Herpotrichiellaceae. The coding region runs from base 1 to 681 and encodes 226 amino acids. The transcript has a single exon.
AUGGCUCCCUCCGCCAUACCGUGCCCGGACUUUACAUUCACGUCUCACCCUUCAGUGUCGCCAUUCACCGUGCCGUAUCAGACAUAUAUCGCCGGCCAGCCAACACCUCCAGGGGGCCUGAACUACCAUUACGUCGCCGUGGGCGCUCACGUCUUCUCCCGCUCUCCCAGACCGACCGCCACCAACCAGACCACCGACAACGACAGGGACGACCGCACCGCAGGCGACGAUCUUCGGGUGCUCCUUGUCCAGCGAGCGGCGCAUGACUCGGCGCCUCUACGCUGGGAGAUCCCUGGCGGUGCGUGCGACCUCGAAGAUCCCAGCAUCCUCCACUCGGUCGCCCGAGAGCUGUGGGAAGAGGCCGGGCUGGUCGCGACAAGCAUCGGCCCACUCGUUGGCCAGGGACACUUCUUCCUCUCGCGGAGUGGAAAGAGCAUAUGUAAGUUCGAAUUCCUCGUGGAGGUUGAGGGAGGUGACGGAAGCCCUGCUGGUGUAUUGCAGGUCAGGCUUGAUCCAAACGAGCAUGCGAACUAUGUAUGGGCGACGGAGGAGGAAUGUAGGGAGGGUAGGGCAAAAAGAGAGAAUAUAGAAUUGGUGUUUACAACGCGCCAGCAGAAGGAGACCCUACUUGAAGGGUUCAAGAUCAGAAAAGAAUUGGAUGCGACGAAGAUAGUAACAUGA